Dreissena polymorpha is the source of this 5721-nucleotide messenger RNA. Its product is annotated as CAP-Gly domain-containing linker protein 1-like. The transcript is spliced from 18 exons. NCBI's taxonomy places the organism in Eukaryota, Metazoa, Mollusca, Bivalvia, Myida, Dreissenidae. The coding region runs from base 595 to 2019 and encodes 474 amino acids. The record is from RefSeq and is a predicted model, not a curated record.
ACAUACACUUGAUUCUUUGGCUAAUGAAGAACUCGAUGCACCUCCAGCGACGUCUGAAGACCAAUCGACGCACAUAAAAGAUCUGAAAAGAGACUAUGCAAACUACAGGAAGCCGCAGACCUACAGGAAUGUUUUACCUACUGAAAGAUGGGUAUGUAUAUGUGGAGACUAAGUUAUGAAACCCUUGACAUGAAAUACUUAUGCACCUAUUAUUUUGAGCAUUUGUAUGUUGUUUGAAAUGAGUUACGAUUUAAUAAAACUUAUAGUUUAAAACAUACAUUUUCGGUCAGAAUGGAUGAGUUACGUGAGAAAACCGUUGAACAACAGUUUCGAUGCUGUUAUUAAUAGUCAUUAAUAUGGGCUGUUUUGAUACUGAUACGAAUUUUAUAAGUAUUUAAAAUAGUCUGAAAAUAAAGUAGGUGACCUGCAUACCUGCAUGCUGUGUAUUGAUUUUUAUUAAAAAGAUUUAUUCAAAUGGAAUUAACUAGAAUAAUUAUAAGUAUCACAAAAUUUACUUUAUGACACUCUGUAAUGGUAAAGACAUGUUAGCAAUAUUAUCUGUCUGGUGAGGGACUUGAUGAUGUACCUCUUUCGAUGUCUGGAUAUUAUUUGUCUGAUGAGGGCAUUGAUGAUUUACCUCUAUCGACGUCUGGAGAGUAUUUGUUUGAUGAGGGCCUUGAUGAUGUACCUCUAUCGACGUCUGGAGAUCAAUCUGCACAAAUACAAGAGUUGAAAAAUGAAAUAUGUAGGCUUAACAAAGUCGUUAAACAACAGAAACAAGUUCUUGACACGACGGAAAAUAAUUAUAGAAUUAUGGUCAGGAAACUACAGGAUGAUUUGUCGGCAGCUCUCAAACGGAUUGAGUUACCUACUGAAAGGCGGAAACGUACACGUGAUUCAUUGGCUAAUGAAGAACUCGAUACACCUCCAGCGACGUCUGAAGACCAAUCGACGCAAAUACAAGAUCUGAUAAGAUACAUAUGCACACUUGAGGAAGCCGCUGAAAAACAGAAACUAGCGUUUGACACGACAAAGAAAGAUUAUGAAGGCAUCGUAAAAAAACUUACGGAUGAAUUAACGGCAGCUCUCACAAGGGAACAAUUACAUAAAACACCAGGAGAAAUGAAACAAAAAUGCGAACAAGCUGAACACAUAAUUUCUACAGAGUUUGAUGAGCUCGUAGAGAAAUUGGAAAAAACGCAAAUUAAAGUACAACAACUGGAGAAUUAUAUGAAGGAACAAUUACAUAAAACACCAGUAAAAAUGAAACAAAAGUGCGAACAAGCAGAACACAUAAUUUCUACAGAGUUUGAUGAGCUCGUAGAGAAAUUAGAAAAGGCGGAAACUAAAGUACAACAACUGGAUAAUGAUAUGAAAGUCUGCAACAUACACAGUCAGAAAGAGAAGGAACUAUUGCAAGAAGAGUUAACACGUAAAAAGGAAGAAGUUCGGCAGCUACAUCAAUACACAGAAGUGAUGGAAAACAUACAUGGGAUACUUACGGCCACAAUUCAGAUGCUCAAGCAAGAUUCUCCUAAAACCGACGAUGACAAGGUCUCUCUUAAGAAACUUAUUGAAGAAGAAACCAAAUUGAAGAUUGAAUCUGACAUAAUGAAUGAUCAGCUUCAGAAGUCAGCCACUGUAACUGAUCCACUGAGUGAAACGAACCAAUCGAGACACUUUUAUGAAAGAAUGUCCCGCGGAGACUUCGACGAAGGAAUGUCCAGCGGAAACGUUAACUUUGACGAAGGAAUUUCCAGAGGAAAUUUGAUGCAUACAAAUAUCAGGAGUGCCACCAGUCAUUACCGAGCUGACGCUUUUGAAUCGGACAAUGAUCCUACUUUAAAGAAGAUUUCAACGGAAUUUCCAAGAGUUGCAGAGGCGUUUUCCAAGAAAGACAGAAAAUCGGAAUAUAACAAAACUGAACAAACUGUAGAGAGGGCUACCGGAGAGGAGAACCUUGGACACAGACCAUCAGAUGAUAUAGAAAUGAUAGCCCAGGAAUGUGAAAUAAGCUAAUUUCCAAUUUUCAAUGAAAGCUUGUCGACAACGUCAGGCAUAAUGAGGAUUUCUAAACAGGACCUGAAAGACUAUGAAGAUUUGCUGGAUUUAUCAUUUACCCAAAAUGAUCUCAUUCUAUUCAGAACAAGGAGUUUGAAUUUGCCGUUCGAUUUUGGUCGUUAUAAAAAAUCAUAUACCACCACGUCAAUGUAUGAUGUAGCACAAGAACUUAAGCAGACAAACAAAAUUGGUUUGAUUGUUGUAGAUAGUUCACAAAAGAACAUUGUUGUUGAAGCUUUGAAAACAACUGGCGCCCGCAACGUUGGUGUCCUAUUACUCGGCGAAAGUGACGAAACUCCAGUUCUUCCAUACGUUUAUUUUAGCUGCACGCAGUCCAAUUCGAUCAUUAAUGAUGCUGACCGCUUGUUGGAACGUUGUGCCUUUGGUGUACUAAAACAAGUUUAUUUGGAAAUGAAGUUGCACUUUUCAAGCUCUAUCAGUGCAUUGAAGACAGAAAAAGAGAAACAGUGCCUGCAAAUCAUUUAUGAUAUGAUAAGCGCAUCGUUUAAGCGAAGCGGGGUCACAAUAGAAGAAUUGCCGAGCAUUCCAGAUGAAAUAUUUGACUAUUCGACGAAUUUCGACACGGCUCUAGAAGUUAUUCUCAAGAUCCCUAGCGUUAUUGGAUGCAAGAAAUGUCGCGGAAUACUUCAGAUUUACAUCCACUCAUAUGCCGAUUCGUCUGCCGAAGAUCAUAUAACAAGCAUGCUUGCGAAAUAUGAGAUCGACAAGAUUCAUUUUAAUCGAAGAAUAACGAAACAACUGUGUUGUUCUGGCUCUUCGUUAUUUGGAGGUCAAGGAACUCUUGGGGGGGUUGUUUUAAAACACAAAUCACCAACCGUCUCAGUGAGAGAUCAAGCACUGGUACCCGUCGUAGUACCGGCUGUCUCAAACGAUACUUUAGCAGCUCUUGUUUCAAGACAUGUAGUCCACACAAAUCAAACUCUACUUGUUGACGGUAUGCAGCAACCAAUUGGCCAUAUUGCUCAGAUUAGGUCUGAUGAAGACAUAGACAUUUUGCCAGUAGAUGUUGAUGAUGCUUGUAGAGCUAUGUGCGACACAGCGUUCAGGACAAAGCAUUGUGUGCGAAUGAGUGUUACCAAAUUAUGGAAAAAAGAAAAUAUAGAGGAGUUAAGUGGAGCACCAGUGCACAUUUGGGGCUCAAAAUCAUAACCUGGCCUAGGCAUUCUUUGUGGUCCUAACUUUAGAGAUCGUAAUGGUCUGAAUGUCAUUGUUCGAGACAUCCCUUACGAGGCACCUUUCGCACAAGAGGGGGACAGCGGCGCUAUGGUUUGCUACUAUGAUGCACGUAACGGCGGGAUGCUAUACGCUAUUGCAAUGGUUGUUAAAAUAAUGCGUGAUAUCGACGGUUCAAACCAAGAAUACGUAGCUCAGAUUGUGGACGAUGCUCUUCAAAAACUUUCCAUAUGGAAUGAAUGCGAGUAUGAGUUCGUUGGAUAGAGUAGAGGGUGCCGAUACUACCAAUGCCGGAAUAUGUCAAACACAUUUUUUUACCGUUGCAAGGUGAAACAUUUGUGAAAUCAAAGCUCGAAAUAACAAUUUAAAUGCAAUAUUGAUCAGGAUGGUUCGAGCAAGUACGAAUGUUUGAUAGUAUCUUGUUCUGUAAUAGCAUGUGUACUACUUAUGAAACUGUACCAGGAAGUUAGUUAUUUUUAAAUGUCUUUUGAAUAAUUAAAUUUAAAUGAAAUUUUAUCAAAUGACAUUACAAUUUGAAUUUCGAUUCUAAGCGUGUAUAGAUGUGUAUUAGUGUAUUUUAUUGUGUUGUUUUGUUUUAAACGAUGAUUCAGGUUGUUGAUUUUUCUUUCUGCUAAUCUCACAUUAAUGAUAUUCGAAAUAGUGUACCUGUCAUAUAUGCAUAUUUCGCGUUCAUGCUGUAUUUGUGUAUCUUGAUAAAGUUGACAUGAAAGCAGUGCUUAACGUCUCAACGGAUUGGAUUUAUUUAAACUUACCCAAACUGUUUUUACUUUCUUUGUUGUUUAAAGUUAUAACUUGAAUCGUUCGUCUACAAUAACAUUCAAAUGUGUGCAACUGCGAACUUGUAUAAUUAUAACAUCAAAUUAUAAUAUUUUUUUUCCUGAAACAGUGUCAAUUUUAUUAUGACUAUGUUUUAUCAGAUGUUUGUUAUAUGUGCGUAAACUUACCACAUUAGUUAAUGACGAUGUAUGGAGUUGUAAGCGGGGCAUUUCCUUUUAUUUGAGUGGGUAAUAGACUUUUAAACCUCUCGAAUUUAAUUUUGUUUUUCAUUCUUGACUUUAUUUUAUUUAUAUUUUCUCUCUGAUAGGCGUUUCUUGUUUGAUUUAAUUAUUUUUAUUUUUUUAGCAGUCACAUAAACAACCAAGCUAUGUAAUAUGGAAUUUUUACACCCAUUUUUGCUGCUUCUUCCUGUAUUUGCGCGAUGAUUAUCUGAGAUAUUAACUCCAUGACGCUAUAUUCUCAAAUCUUUUUCUAUAAAGAAGGAAUGUAGUUGACAAUUGUUAAUAGUUUUAUUUGAUCGUUCGUCAAAAAGUUGUAACUCUGUUACUCUUGUAUCUUCAAUGCAAUUGAGUAAUUAAAUAGUAAUUAAAUUGAAUGCGUUUUAAUUCCCUUUUAUUAUUGUUUAAUUUGAGUUACAAUGCUAUGACGUUAAAUUUUAUUUACACUUAAAUGUAUUAUGAAUAUUGGUGGGCCAAGUGUGAGGUUGAGCGCUCUAUAACCAGGUUUAAACCCCCAAUGCUUUGCAUUGACCGUUCCAAGGCGGUGACCCCAACUGUAUUCAUAUUUUGUGUUUAUGUUGGUUUGUAUUGUGCUAAGAACUAAAUCAACAAAAUACGCGAGCCCCGUUUUACUUUGCACAAAUACAAAAAACCAAUAUCUGACCGAUUGUAAUUUUUUUAACUACUUCUAAAAUUAAUUUAACGAAUGGUUAAGUGAUAUAUCGAAACGAAAUAAUUCUUUAAACUCUCUGUUUAGUGUUUUAAUUGUUUUGUUUGAUUUUAAUUUGACAUAUAACCUAUAUAUUUGAAUACACACAUUUUCUAUGCUCGUUUUUUCACACGUAUUAAUUGUUUGUUGUUUUGUGUAAAUUUUGCUUUAUUUAUCAAUAUGUUUAUUUCCUGUAUCAUGCGUUAUAUCAUAGUUAUCAUUUAUAUUCUAGUUUAUGCUGUUAUUAUGUCUAUGCGCACGUUUUUAACAAUACAGUUCUAAAGGAUCUGUAGAAUUGUAGAAGUUCAACUCGCAUCACCAGUGCGCAAUAUUCCAAAUGAAACUGACAAUACAUGGCAUAUUAACAAAACGAACUAGCUUAACAAAAACGUAAUUUUAUUACAUCGGAGUAAGUUAAAAUGUGUGUACAGACUAAUUGUCCACAUUAUCAGUUUUAAUAUCUCAAUUGAAAGUGAGAUAUGUUUAAUGCAUUAAGUGUUAACUUUAUUUUUACUUUUAUAACAUUUGUAUUAAUAACGUACUCCAAACAGGAUUAUAAGCCUUCGAUUAAGGUAUCUUCAUGUCAUCUCUUGACAAUUCAUUACAAUGUGUGUGUUAAUAUCAUCAGAUUACUCACGCUCUUGUCGUAUUUUCUUCUUUUUGAAUAUCUUGGUGGUAGAUGUUAAAACGUUAAUGCUAAGUCCUGUUUGUAAUAGACUACCGAUUAAAAAGGUGUAGUUA